AUGGCCGAAGGCUGGGAUCUCUCCGCCGUCGUCCGAGGUUGCAGAUCCUCCUCCCCUUCCUCCGCCACUGCCGCCGCCAGCACCACUACUACUUCCAUUACGACACCGUCGUCUUCUUCAUCCAAGGACCUUUCUUUACCAUUAAUCAAGGAAGAAAAUGACAUCUUCUCUUUCCCCAGUUUGACACAACAGAACCAGUGGAUCCACCCCUUUAUCCCCACCACCACCAAAACCACCACUAUCUCUACUAGUGGUUGUGGCAUAUAUCCCAAUUCCUCUUUUACUGAUUUUGCAGGCGAAGGGUCCAGUAGUUGUACCAAUAAUAAUAAUAUAGAUACUGCAUCAUCAUCAUCAUCAUCACUUGUUGCUUCUGGUUCUUAUGCUUCUCAUAUUAGGCCUCAUUUUAUGCCUCAAGCCUCGCCCGCCUCCACUUCUUCUUCUUCUGGCUUUCAAAGAUUCCAUGACCAACAUGUACAGCAACUCCAACAACACUCAAAUUCAAAUCAACUACAAUUAGUUCAUCAGAAACAGCAAUUUCAAAAACCACCAAAUCAGAUCAGCGGUGCAAUCAGAUCGAGAAAAAGAAAGAGUCAACAGAAAAGAAUGGUUUGCCAUGUAACAGCUGAAAACCUCACCGCAGAUUCGUGGGCCUGGAGAAAAUACGGCCAAAAGCCUAUUAAAGGCUCCCCGUACCCACGGAACUACUAUAGAUGUAGCAGUUCAAAAGGUUGUGGGGCCCGGAAGCAAGUAGAACGGAGCAACACUGAACCAGAUAUGUUCAUCGUCGCGUACACCGGAGAACACACGCAUCCGAGACCCACCCAUCGGAACUCGCUCGCCGGAAGUACUAGGAACAAACCGUCAACGACGACCCGUCAACCCGCCUCUCAUGAAUCUGGAUCACCAAGCACGAUCGCAAACCGGGCAUCGUCAUCUUCACAGCUUUCGCCGACGACGCCUUUAAUGGCGGUGGCUACGAAAGACGAGUGCGCCGAUGAACCCAUGUUAAGCAAUGAAGCCACUAGCCCUUUUCCAGAAGAUGAGUUUGACUUGGCCUCUCAUGAUGACAUUUUGAUUCCGAACAUGGCGGCCAUGAUGGAUAAGUUCUUGCUGGGUGCUGGUGAGCUUCACAGCGCAAUCGGACUUAGUGGCGGUGGGGGUACUAGCACAAGCGGCAAUUCGGUGGAUGGGUCGCACCAAAAUGUUGAACCCGGCUUGGCUCCGAAUCUACAACAGCAGUUCUCCCCUCUCAGCCGGUCUAGCCCUGGUUGAGCCAACCCGGUUCGGUGUUCGCCCUCACUGUUUCCGUGCACCAUGGGAAACGACAUCGUCUCAGUUACUUUCUAAUUGGUUAGGUUAGAAUCAACUGACAUAUAAAUUUUUUUAUAUUUUGAUUAUCA
Molecule: messenger RNA, 1400 nt
Organism: Neltuma alba
Lineage: Eukaryota; Viridiplantae; Streptophyta; Magnoliopsida; Fabales; Fabaceae
Product: probable WRKY transcription factor 27
Biological process (GO): regulation of DNA-templated transcription
Cellular component (GO): nucleus
Molecular function (GO): DNA-binding transcription factor activity; transcription cis-regulatory region binding
Source: RefSeq, a predicted model, not a curated record